This is a messenger RNA of Chinchilla lanigera (long-tailed chinchilla), 3280 nucleotides long. It is a transcript of the gene Fam241a, whose product is annotated as chromosome unknown open reading frame, human C4orf32. The transcript has a single exon. Gene Ontology annotation, cellular component: intracellular membrane-bounded organelle. The record is from RefSeq and is a predicted model, not a curated record. Bases 16 to 291 code for a protein of 91 amino acids. Lineage: Eukaryota; Metazoa; Chordata; Mammalia; Rodentia; Chinchillidae.
UUCCAUUUUACAUUCAUGUUUUGUUUUGUCUUUCUUCUUUUUAAGGAUUCCGAAGAAUCACAGAACCACACUGCUGAGCCUAUGGCAGAUGAUUACAAAAAGAUGGGAACACUUUUUGGUGAACUGAACAAAAGCCUCCUCAGCAUGGGCUUCACAAGAAUGUAUUUCGGAGAGCGGAUUGUGGAGCCAGUAGUGGUCAUUUUCUUUUGGCUGAUGCUGUGGUUCCUUGGCCUACAAGCCCUUGGACUGGUUGCUGUCCUUUGCCUUGUCAUUAUUUAUGUGCAGCAGUAAAACAUGGUCAACUGAAUUGCUGGACAUUUGGUAGCCAUGUAUGUAAUAGAUGAAGUUACACAUUUUGGCUUUUUGAAAGCCAAAAAAGUUUAACUUGUUUCUGAUUGUGUGCUGGCUGUGUUGUAAUUAAAUUUCUAAGUGAUUGUUGUUUAAAACUAAGCUAACCUCUUGGUUAUGACAAACUUGGACAUAUAUUUUGAAUAUACAUUGGCCUAGUCCAAAUUCUUAUUUCACUCCUGUGAUCUGUACCCGCUUUUAGACAUCUGUGUCACUCACUCUGCUGCAUAUUAAUUAACACUACCAGACAGUGAGCAGGGAAAAUAGUACAUGAAGUUCAAGUCAAGCAAUAUAUUUUUAUAAAGAGUUCCAAUAAAACAUUUUAGAAGAAAAAGGAAAUGAGCUCCAGAGUUUUAAUUGGAAAGCUUCACCACCCUAAACUUCAUCAAACAAUGCUGUUGUUUGAGAUAUAUUUGUAUUUGUAUUGUCCCUGCUCAGCCCAAACAAGAUUAAGUGAUGGUUAUCAUACAUUACCUUAAUUAGUGGUGAAAAUCAACAAAGCUAGCACAUUUUCUGAAGAUUAAAAAGAAUAUGUUUAUUAUUGCUAGGGAAAGUUCUCAGGUUAAAUUUUUCUUAAUAACAUAAUAUCUGGUCCUAGAGUUUCUUCAGCAUAUCAUUUGAUGUUUUAGACAGUUUUGGUGCUAAUUACUUUUUGUGAGUUUUUUAAGUCUCAUAAGCCAAGUCUAUAGUUGGCUGCACCCCAUGGUAAUACAUAGUUUGUUGUAUCCAACAAGUUGCACACUUUUCCUUGAGAGACAUUUUCCGUGUAUUUUUUUUCAAAAAUUUAUAUUUUAUAGUUUUUUUACAGUUGUUCUGAGGUUUAAAACAAUAUAUUUACUAUCUUAACAUGAAUUUUUCUCUCCUCUCAAACAAUUGAUCUAUAAUUUACAGUUAUUCUAAGAAAAAACUUUAGAUCAUUUUUCUGUGAUAUCUGUAUUGGAAAGUACAAGUAGUAUAACAUAAAAUCAGAUCCUUAAAUUUGAAAUUUAACAGCCAGUGAUAAUAUUCCUCCAAAGCUAAAGCUGAAUAACUAAGUACUUGGCUAGCCAUGUUAUAAAUGUGUAUUAAUUUAGCAGUACAAGAUUUUGUAUUGAAAUAAGCAUUUCUUUACAUUUUGAAAAUGGAAUAUGGCUUUAGUGAUAUUUUUGGUUUUCCUACAGAACUGAAAAUCUUUACGCUUUCAAGAACGAAAAAGUGGUAGUUAAGAUCGUUAUCUAGAAAUCUAAGGAAAAUAGUGGGCAUUUUUAUUUUUGGUGUGGCAAUAACUAAAGCUUGUGAAAGUGUUUACUAUUCCACUUCGUAAGAUUUCUAUCUAAUCUUGUGCAUUCUUAGUGUCUUCCAUUCUGAAGAAGAAAAUGAUAGAAAAUGCUUAGAUUUCUAAAAUCAGAUAACCCUAAACAAAAAUACCAGUCAGGGACAGUAAAAAGCAUUUUACAUUUGUAUAAAUACAGACCUUUUAAAUUUUGACUUCUAAAAAACAAAAGACUUUGUACUAUAUCAUUGUGUUUUUAUUAGGUUUACAAUAUUUUUAUAACAACCUUUAUGAGCUUAGUGUAAGUGCAAGUUUGGAAAAAUGUUUUCAUUUGUACAGUAGAAUUGCAAGGUUUUCAAUAGAAGUUGUGAGAUAUUCGGAUAUCUGCAUAAAAUAUGAAUAAGUACAUUCUUUUCUAAUGCUAUCUGGAAUUUUAAUUUCCCUUAGGAAUGAAAAAAAAAAAAGAUGUCGUACACAUAAUUGCUCUGGUUCCACCAGUGCUGAUGGUUGAAAAUAUUUGACAAGUGAGUUCUAAUGUUGUCAUCUAAAAUGCUGUCAGUACUAUGCAUCUGCACACUGGUGUUAAUAGGGUAUUAUUAAAUUAUAUAAAGAAAUAAGGAAUGUGUUGCUGCUGUCCUUUCUACAUAUGUUAUUGGUUCAUACAAUAUGGCAUCAAAUCUUUUAGUCUGAUUUAGGGGAAAAUUAUGUUUAUUUCAGGAAAAUAAAAUAUUUUCUUUAAGGAAGUUUAUUAGACUGUAGAUUGUACUUAUGUCUUGAAAUGAAACUGUUAGUUCCUUUGGUUCAUGGUAUAAGAAACCGACUGAAAAUCAUUCUGUUAUUUCAAUCUCAAAUAUAAGCCAAUUAGAGAACCUGUUAAGCUGCUUAUGCACAAAGAAAUAGAAGAUAGAAUGCUAAGGUUAUUAGAUUAUUAAUGUAUACAUCACCUAUCAUGUGCCCUCAGUUCAAAGAGAAAAGGUCAGAUCUACAAAUAAACUAUGCAUGAGAAAGUCAACUUUAAUGAAGGUAAAACCUCAGCAUUUUGCAGUGCUCUCGGGUUUUGGCUGCUCUGUACAAGGUAUUUCCCAUGCUGGUGACCAGUCGGACCAUGCUGAGUCCCCGUGGGCACACAGCCAGCUUGUACUAGCUUGCAAGGGCCAACUGUGUACAUUUUUCCAUCCUUCAGUGACAUCAAGUUAGUAGCUUAAAUUGGCGAUGGUGGGAGUAUUUACAACCAACAAACUGGCAAACCCUGCAAGCCAAGGCUGUUUUUGCCUGCAGAGCUAGUUGCUAGAGACACACCACUGCUUAGCCUUCGGGGAGCCUCAGUCCCAUCUUUACUCCUGUGGAUAGGAAAGAAAAGAAAACAAGAAGCAUGUAGGUGAAUCCCUACUGACCCACCCAAAAUGACCUCGAUCUUUCCCAUAUGGAGGUUAAUGGACCAUGCUUGCCUUGAGAAGCAUCACUGUUUAACCACGUUUGGUCAGAGAAGACUCUGGGGUCAUCACUGAACCACAGUGCAUAAAAGAGCAUCCAGGGACCAAGAAAAGAGACACUGACAUGAAAGAAGGGGACUGCAGAGAACAGCGCAAGUGAAGGCCUGCCGUAAAAUAAGCUUCAAUAGGCAAAGCCGGGCAUCAGGCGAUAGAGGGCUGUUUGUAGAUUAAAUUUUAAGUUAUUUUA